AUGCGAGUAGGGAUGGGUCAAUGGAACUGGAUCGGGAACGGGAACUUAAUCUCUCUGUGGAACGGAACGGAACUGUUCCAACGACUGAGAAUUAUCGAUACCGCCGGUUCGAUAAGGAACGGAGGAACAGUUGGCAAAUCGUUCCAGACCUGUUCCAAUUCUGUUCCAACUGGAUCGAUAAGGAGUGGGGAGGACGGUUAA
Messenger RNA from Nezara viridula (southern green stink bug), 201 nucleotides. The record is from the annotation of a GenBank genome assembly. NCBI's taxonomy places the organism in Eukaryota, Metazoa, Arthropoda, Insecta, Hemiptera, Pentatomidae.